This is a messenger RNA of Pygocentrus nattereri (red-bellied piranha), 2550 nucleotides long. RefSeq names its product cytochrome b-245 heavy chain (gene cybb). NCBI's taxonomy places the organism in Eukaryota, Metazoa, Chordata, Actinopteri, Characiformes, Serrasalmidae. The record is from RefSeq and is a predicted model, not a curated record. Gene Ontology annotation, cellular component: NADPH oxidase complex; plasma membrane. The coding region runs from base 29 to 1822 and encodes 597 amino acids. The transcript is spliced from 13 exons. Gene Ontology annotation, biological process: superoxide anion generation; defense response. Gene Ontology annotation, molecular function: superoxide-generating NAD(P)H oxidase activity.
AAUCAGUGAGGCAUGUUAAACUUCCUCCAUGAUCCUCUGCCUUAAAUACCAAAUGCCUUUCACUUCUCUGCACCACUCUGUCUUUCACACACAAACCCACACAUACAGAGUGUUCUGUUCUCUCAGCAUGGGCAACUUCGCAGCAAAUGAAGGACUAUCCAUCUUCGUCAUCCUGGUCUGGCUUGGAAUCAAUGCUUUCCUCUUUGUCCAUUACUACAAUGCGUUUCUGACUGACCGUUUCUACUACACCAGAGUCAUCCUUGGGCAUGCUCUGUCCUGGGCGAGGGCUCCAGCUGCGUGUCUCAACUUUAACUGCAUGUUGAUCCUGCUGCCAGUCUGCCGAAACCUGCUCUCCUUCCUCCGGGGCUCCAUACAGUGCUGUAGCCGCACUGCUGCCCGCCAACUAGACCGAAACAUCACUUUCCACAAACUGGUGGCAUACAUGAUUGCCUUCCACACAGCGGUGCACAUCAUCGCUCAUUUGUUUAAUUUUGAGCGCUUCAUGGACGCUCAGCUGGAGGCCAAUACCAGCUCCCUGACACAUGUCCUCUCUGUGAUUGGCAACAAAGAGAACGAGUCCUUCCUUAACCCCAUCAGGAGCAACGGAACAUCCCAGACGAUUGUGAUGUUUACCACGGUGGCAGGACUGACCGGCGUGGUCAUCACCCUCGCACUUAUCCUCAUCAUCACUUCCUCCAUGGAGGUCAUCCGCAGGUCCUAUUUCGAAGUGUUCUGGUUCACUCACCACCUCUUCAUAGUGUUCUUCAUUGGUCUAGUACUGCAUGGGAUUGGACGUAUCGUGCGAGGCCAGACUUUUGCCAAUCUAAAACUUCACAAACCUUUAACAUGUCACAGUCGAUAUGAGGAGUGGGGCAGAAUCACCGAAUGCCCUGAGCCGGAAUUCGCUGGAAACCCACCAAUGACGUGGAAGUGGGUGGUUGGGCCAAUGGUUCUCUAUCUAUGUGAGAGAAUAGUGCGAUUCUACCGCUCACAGCAGAAAGUGGUCAUCACUAAGGUGGUGAUGCAUCCAUCCAAAACGCUGGAGCUGCAGAUGAAGAAGAAAGGCUUUAAGAUGGAGGUGGGCCAGUACAUCUUCAUGCAGUGUCCAUCCAUCUCUCAGUUGGAGUGGCACCCCUUUACCCUGACCUCUGCCCCUGAGGAGGGCCACUUCAGCGUCCACAUCCGCAUUGUUGGUGACUGGACACAGGCUCUCUAUUCAGCAUGUGGAGGGGACAAGACAGAGGGUCAAGAGGCCUGGGAGCUGCCCAGGAUGGCAGUGGAUGGCCCAUUUGGCACAGCCAGUGAGGAUGUCUUUCGCUAUGAGGUAGUCAUGCUGGUGGGCGCUGGCAUUGGCGUCACUCCAUUUGCCUCUAUUCUGAAAUCUGUCUGGUACAAGCAUGUCCAGCAAAACACCAACGUGUUCACCAAGAAGAUCUAUUUCUAUUGGCUGUGCCCGGAGACAGAGGCGUUUGAGUGGUUUGCGGACCUGCUACAGUCUCUGGAGCGCCAGAUGACUGAGAAGAACAUGAGUGACUUUCUCAGUUACAACAUUUACCUUACCCGCUGGAAGGACACCGAGGCUGCCCACUUCAGAGUUCAUCACGAAGCAGAGAAUGACCCCAUCACUGGCUUGAAGCAGAAAACUCUGUAUGGUAAACCCAACUGGGACAGUGAGUUCAACACUAUUGCAACCAGUCACCCAGGAUGUAAAGUGGGAGUGUUUCUUUGUGGGCCACCCCUUCUAGCCAAAGCCCUGGAAAAGCAAUGCCUCACGCAGUCACAGGCUGGAGCUGAAUUUAUAUUCAACAAGGAAAACUUUUGAUCCUCUCUUUCGGACAUGUACGGCACUGCUUGUAGAUACAAAAGCAUGCAAUUUAUAGAUACCCUGUGAUAAAUACCAGUAAAAAUGUAAUUUCAAUUAAUUUGCUAUAAAGCUAAAGGAAGGAGUUGAAAAACCCUGAUUGGCUUAUGAAAUUGUAAAGAUGUUUGUGUAUGCUUACAAUAAUCAAACCAUUUAUAUAAACAAAAUCACUACCCAAAUCAAAGCUGUAUGAUUUGAGUAGGCAAUAAUCCGCUAAAUAAUUGAAUGAACUUUUCUUGCUACUUUUUGCUCCUGUAAUAUUUCCAACUGCCAAGCCACAUCAGCACAAAUACUUUCUUCUUGGCUCAGUUGUGAAAUCGCAAAGUUUUGUUGCAGAAGUGACUACGAAAAAUAGCUGACCAGUUAUUCACCCUAGACGGGCUUUCAAAAACUUCCUCUUUUACAUUCAGUUACCAAAUUAUGGCAGUCAGAAAACAGGCCUGAUAUAAAUCUAAAUAAGAAACAUGAGCUCAAUCGGACAAUUCUCAUUUAGUUUAUUUUUUAGUGCAGUGCUAUUAUGUGUAAGAAGCACAACUGAAUGCCCACCUGGUGAAUUACUCAAAUCUUUUUUAUUCUUAAGCGAUUCAUAAAUAGAUACAGAGGGGAGAAAACACAUAGGGGGAAUCUGUAUUUGUGUUGUUACAGUUGUCUUGUUCCUGCUUUGUUGUUUUGCGCAUUGAAUACUGAAA